Molecule: messenger RNA, 1863 nt
Organism: Aspergillus tanneri
Lineage: Eukaryota; Fungi; Ascomycota; Eurotiomycetes; Eurotiales; Aspergillaceae
Product: asparagine synthetase domain-containing protein
Exons: 1
Coding region: 1-1863 (620 amino acids)
Molecular function (GO): asparagine synthase (glutamine-hydrolyzing) activity
Source: RefSeq, a predicted model, not a curated record
AUGUGUGGCAUCUUCUUCUCCUUGAGCACAUCUGGAUCCGUACUUCCUAACGAGGAAACCUGUUGCUUGCUACGGAAUCGAGGCCCAGACAGCUUCCAGGUCCAUACCCUCCAGCAUGAGUCCCGUCAUGCAAGGGCUCCCAUCUGGCUCACAUUUGUCUCCACUGUCUUGUCCAUGAGAGGCGAUCAUGUUGUUUCGCAGCCUCUUGUGGACUCCGCGACACAGUCUGUGUUGUGCUGGAAUGGGGACGCCUGGAAGGUCGCUGGUAAACAAAUCCAGGGCAAUGACACUGAGGUGAUUUUCAACUUAUUGCUGCAGGCUGCGACGGGUCCUUCCGCUUCAAGCAUUUCUGGGAGCUCUAAUCCCAAAGAUGCCGUACAGAGCGUGGCAGAUGUUAUCAGCUGUAUUUCGGGGCCCUUUGCCUUCAUAUUCUUUGAUGCGGUCAACUCCAGGCUAUUUUUCAGUAGGGACUGUCUCGGACGACGCUCACUACUUCAGGGCCGUGAUGAGGCUGGCUCCUUGAGGAUCUGUAGCCUUUGUGACAGCAGUACCACUACACAUUUUGAGGAGGUCGGCACAAACGGGAUGCAUAUGAUUGACUUGACGCAGACUCUAUUACAGGAUGGCCUUGAAGUCAGCUCUGGCACGCGCCGUAAUCCUUUCGAGAUCGAGGGGAUUCAAACGCUACCCUGGAACCACACUGCUGAUAUGCCAGCAAGUCUUCAUAUGGUACUACCCUCCUUGCACCUCCGACUUCAAUACGCACGCUUACGAGUCAGGCAGAAAAAUCCAAUUCCCCCAAUGAAUAUGUCCCCACCAGACGGGAUACCUCCUCAGCUAAGUGUUGAGUCUCCUUCUGUUAAACAUAUAGAGCAGAAACUCCGUCAAUCCCUCGCUUUAAGAGUUCAGAAUGUCGGAGAACCCCCUGGAGUCACCGCUGAAAGCAAUGUGAAAGUUGCAGUUCUGUUUUCUGGCGGUCUCGAUUGCACACUGCUUGCCCGGAUUUCCCAUGAGCUGCUGCCGUGCGACGAGACCAUCGACCUACUGAAUGUCGCAUUUGAGAACCCGCGUGUUGUUGCGGCAGCGGCCGCCAGUAAGGAAGCAAAAGCGACCUCGGUGUAUGAAAGCUGCCCCGAUCGUAUCACCGGACGAGCAACUCAUGCAGAACUUCAGAAGGUCUGCCCAGGCCGCAACUGGCGAUUUGUCGCAAUAGACAUUCCCUAUAGUGAGACGGUUGCAUACCGUGACACCGUAAAGCGCCUGAUGAGGCCGCACAAUACGGAGAUGGACCUGUCCAUCGCAUGUGCACUGUAUUUUGCCUCGCGCGGACAAGGCGUGGCAUUUGACAGUCGUCCAGGUGACACUAAGCCCACCCCGUAUACGUAUACGACGGCCGCUCGCGUUCUCCUCUCCGGUCUCGGAGCCGAUGAGCUUUUUGCAGGCUACGCGAGACACGGAAUAGCAUUUGCACGUAACGGGUUCGAAGGUCUCCUAGAUGAGAUUCGCCUAGACGUGAGCCGUCUCGGCCAGCGAAAUCUGGGUCGUGAUAACCGCGUCAUUGCCCACUGGGGCCGCGAAGCGCGAUACCCAUUUUUGGACGAAGAAUUCGUGGCGUGGGUUGCACAAGCUCCGGUUUGGGAGAAAUGCGGAUUUGGACUUCCCCCGCUCCAGACAGACGGCGAGGAGACGUCUACAAGCUCGAUAGAAUCCGGGCUUGACUCGGAGAAGAAAGCGCUUCGUUUGGUGGCGCUGAUGCUAGGAAUGCAGCAUGUAGCUUAUGAGAAGAAAAGAGCCAUCCAGUUUGGGUCCCGGACAGCAAAGAUGGAAAAGGGAAAAGUUAAAGGGACCGAUGCCCUCAGCUGA